AUGUCAGCAGUUAGAAAUAGAAAUAACGUUGAAAAGCAAUCAAACAAUGGUGCUCAAUUAACAGAAGUCCAAAAGAAAGAAUUAGCCGACUUACAAAAAGUUCAUCCAGCUAAUGAAUUCGGUGGUAUUAUUGGUACCUUCCUCUUAACUUUUAUUCUCCCAGUUGUUGUCUAUUGGAUUUGGGCAUCAAUUGAAUUCAACAAUGGUUAUCUCUUACGUCCAGAAACCCUUUCAGUCGAAGGUGUCAAAGCAUUCUUGGCUCAACUCUACCACUAUGUCAUCACUUACGCCUACCCAACCAAAGAAGCAGCCAUCAUCUACUUCUCAUGGUUUGGUUUCCAAGCAUUCCUUCAACACGUUGUUCCAGGUCGUAAAGUUUUAGGUUCACCAUUACCAGGUGGUGCUCGUCUCGAAUACACCCUCAAUGGUUGGGCUUCAUGGUGGAUCACACUCAUUGUCAUCCCAAUUGCCAUCUAUUUCGGUCUCUUCAAAGCCACCAUCCUCAUUGACAACUACGCCCCAAUGAUGACCGUCGUCAACAUUUGGUCCUUUGUUUUCACUUUCCUCUUAAAAAUCCACGCCAAAUUAAAGGGUGAAGAAGAACGUAUGUCAGGUCACUUCUUUUACGAUUUCUGGAUGGGUUUUGCUCGUAAUCCACGUAUCGGUUCAUUCGAUCUCAAACUUUUCUGUGAAGCUCGUCCAGGUCUCAUCCUUUGGGUUUUAAUGAAUUUCUCAAUUGCUGCCAAACAACUCGAAGUCUACGGUGAAAUUUCACUCUCUGUCAUCUUGGUUUGUUGUUUCCACUUCUGGUACAUUGCCGAUUACUAUUAUCACGAAGAAGCCAUCCUUACCACUAUGGAUAUCAUCACUGAAAAAUUCGGUUACAUGUUAGUUUAUGGUGAUUUAUCAUGGGUCCCAUUCACCUAUUGUUUCCAAUGUUACUACCUCUACAAACAUUUAGUCAACGGUGCUCCAUUACACAUCUCUAUUGGUUACGCCAUCUUUGUUGUCUCUUUGAAAUGUUUCGGUUUCUAUCUCUUCCGUUGGGUUAACUCACAAAAACACGAUUUCCGUCGUAAUCCAGAAGCUCCAGUUUGGGGUAAACCAGCUGAAUUCAUCCUCACCAAACGUGGUACUAAAUUAUUAUGCUCUGGUUUCUGGGGUAUUUGCCGUCAUCUUAACUACACUGGUGAUAUUAUCUUAUCAUGGGCUUGGUGUCUUCCAUGUCAAUUCGAUUCACUUGCUCCAUACUUUUAUGGUAUUUACUUUACUUCAUUAGAUCUCCACCGUUGUUGGAGAGAUCAUAAUGCUUGUUUAGUUAAAUAUGGUGAUGAUUGGAGAGCUUAUUGUAAACGUGUUCCAUACAAUUUCAUUCCAGGUUUAAUUUAA
Molecule: messenger RNA, 1389 nt
Organism: Dictyostelium discoideum AX4
Lineage: Eukaryota; Evosea; Eumycetozoa; Dictyosteliales; Dictyosteliaceae
Gene: erg24
Product: Delta-sterol reductase
Exons: 1
Coding region: 1-1389 (462 amino acids)
Biological process (GO): sterol biosynthetic process
Cellular component (GO): membrane
Molecular function (GO): Delta14-sterol reductase activity; oxidoreductase activity, acting on the CH-CH group of donors, NAD or NADP as acceptor
Source: RefSeq, a predicted model, not a curated record